Molecule: messenger RNA, 4468 nt
Organism: Salmo salar (Atlantic salmon)
Lineage: Eukaryota; Metazoa; Chordata; Actinopteri; Salmoniformes; Salmonidae
Product: alpha-2B adrenergic receptor-like
Biological process (GO): G protein-coupled receptor signaling pathway
Cellular component (GO): plasma membrane
Molecular function (GO): epinephrine binding; alpha2-adrenergic receptor activity
Source: RefSeq, a predicted model, not a curated record
AUGUCUCUGUGACGGUCAGAGGGUCCGCUGCCUUACGCUGCGUGAUGUCACUACCGGGGCUGAGAGCGAGGCGCUGUUAUUUACCCGACCCGGGCCGUUAACCGGGCUCGGUCGGACGGACAGGAGGCCGAGCUAGUGGGUCUUUGUCAAAGGAAAAGUAACCUGCUACUAUCGCUACAAAACAGAACAAGAUCUAAACAACAGACGGGAUGUGCAACACAUGGCCGUUAUUUAACCAUUAUUGAAGGGUUGGAUAGAAAGUGGACCUAGUCGAGUUGCGCACAAUCAAAAACUGGAAAAAACAAUAGAGGAAUUAAUCAGUAUCAUGGUGAUAAUAAUUAUGACAUUAUCACCAUGUAAUCAGUGAAGUGUUGACAUUACCCUUUUUGGUUUAACGACUUUGACAGCACUCAAAUGAAGUAUAAAGCAUCUAUCCUAUCAAACACCACGAAAGAAAAAUGAAGGAAUAGGUUUGUGGCUUAAGUCUUCUCGUACCCAUCCCUUAUCUGUUGAUGAUGACAGCUCAGUGCGGGUCUCGUUUUGGACAGAUGGAAGCUGAGGAACGCAGAUUGUUGGAUUACUUUUUACGUCUUUAAACUGAAGUCGUCGCUAAUGCGUUAUAUGGUUACUCUACGAAUAUAAACUUUUUAAAAGGCAUUUAAUCCCGUGCGUCUCUGGGCCAUGGCUGACAUCAUUACGCUGGUGGGAUUCGGGGUGUUCCGAUUUCAUGGUAUAGUUAUGGACGUUUUACUUCAGUGAAUUUAAUUUACAUCGAGCACGGUCUAUGGAUUGCCUGAAUGACUACUACUGUUCGAAGGAUUAUGUUUGAAUAACACAUUUUUUCAGCAUUUGUUGAAGCAAUUAAUAAUUUCCCCCAGAAGAAUAACUAUCCAAGCAUCAGCGGUGUGUGUGUGAGUUAAAAAAGAUUUAGUAAUUUAAUUGAAUGAUUGGAUGAGAUGAUUAUUUAUUUUUCUUUCAUUGAAUAUCCAAUAACCAUUUCGUGGAUUUUUACUAGCCUGAAUGUUGAAAAGAGACAUGAAAAAAGAGUGCGUGACUGGAGGAGUAAAAUUAUCUGUUUUACACUGGACAACUUGUCAGUGUAUUUGACAAAGCAGCACAAGCUUUUUCUCUUUUCUCAUUUUAAUUCAAUCAUCUCGUGCGUAAAGUUCUAAGGGGAUGCCUCUUGAGCCCAUCAGCCAUGUCUCUGUUUCUGCGUUAGAGCCCCCCUCUUUGCUGCACUCUCACUGGACAACGAGUCUUCCUCAAGGGAUUAAGGUAGCAGAUAACAGAAACCUAUAUAUACAUUUUUUCACCUUCACUCACUCCAAACAUACUUCAUGGUCCCCGUGAGUUUCUGAAUUUUCUCCAAUCUAUGUGCUCCUGCUGGCGUCGCCAUGGCUGCGGCCCCAAAAGUUACAUGCCUGUCAGCGCCCUACAACCAGACAGCACCCUAUUCCCCAGAGGCCACUGCAUUGUUCGCAAUAGCAAUCACCCUCAUGAUGAUCCUCACCAUCGUCGGCAACAUCUUGGUCAUCAUCGCAGUGCUGACCUCACGCUCACUCCAUGGCCCACAGAACCUUUUCCUUGUCUCCCUGGCCGCAGCCGACAUCCUAGUCGCUACCCUCGUCAUCCCCUUCUCGCUGGCCAAUGAGCUGCAGGGUUACUGGGCGUUCUGCUCACUGUGGUGUGAGAUCUACCUGGCAUUGGACGUCUUCUUCUGCACGUCCUCCAUUGCCCACCUGUGUGCCAUCUCAUUGGACCGCUACCUGUCCAUCUCCCGGCCCGUGUCCUAUGGCAUCCAACGGACGCCAGCACGCAUCAAGGCGGCCAUUGUGGUCAUCUGGCUUCUCUCGGCCGUCAUCUCCUUCCCUCCUCUCCUCUCCCUGGAUAAGAGCAAGGGAGGGGUGAAGGUGUGUGAGCUGAACAAAGAGCGCUGGUAUAUUCUCUACUCCACCAUUGGAUCGUUCUUCGCCCCGUGUCUCAUCAUGAUCGGGGUCUACAUCAGGAUCUACCAGAUUGCCAAGCAACACACAAGAUGUCUGCCAGGGGAGAAACCCAACCCUAACAAAAUCCCUGGUAACACGUCUAGCAACCCUCCUAGCAACCCCACACCUCCCGCACCGGGACCUGUCAUCAUCCCCCAACCCAAGCCUCUCAGCCAACCACAGAACCACAAAGGGGAGGGAGGGAAAGCAGACAGACAAUCUACGGACGCCGUACCUCAGAGUCUCCCUGUCUCCUCCCCCUCGUCUCCUCCUCCCCAGAGUGAGACCCAGGCCAAGAGUCAACCCCAGACGUCUUUACCAAAUCCUGUCCCCACCUCACCCCAGCCUACCUCACCCACAGUAGCUCUCUCCCUCACACUCCACUCUCCAGAUAGCCAACAUGAGGAGACCCACAAACGGUGUGAGAGACAGGAGGAGAAACACAGAGACACCACCAAUGAUGACAGCUUCAGCUCUGGCUCCGAGGCAGAGACGAGGGGAAGAGGAAAGGGAGGAAGAGGGGGAGUAAAUGGAGGGAGAGGGGGAGGGAAAGGGACAAUGAAGAAUAAUGGAGGAUCAAAGUCUGGAGGAGCACCUCUUUCUUAUCUGACCUCUCACGAGUUCAAAAAUACUGUAGCCACACCCACCGGUACAGUGCUGGCCUCUGAUAGGCCGGUGAAGCCACAGGCCACUCCCAUGUCUCGGCGCAAGGCCAUGGUAAACCGAGAAAAGCGCUUCACGUUUGUCCUGGCCGUGGUGAUCGGAGUGUUUGUCAUCUGUUGGUUCCCUUUCUUCUUCUCCUACUCGCUGAAGGCCAUCUGUCCUGAGACCUGCUUGGUCCCUGCUCCCCUCUUCACGUUCUUCUUCUGGAUCGGCUACUGCAACUCCUGUCUGAAUCCCGUCAUAUACACCAUCUUCAACCAGGACUUCAGGAAGGCCUUCAAGAAGAUCCUCUGUAGGGACACCAAGGGGACGUUCCUCUAGUGUGGACACUAUGUAAGGACAUCAAGUGGAUGUUCAUGUAGAGUGGAUACUGUGUAAGGACAUCAAGUAGAUGUUCUUGUAGAGGGGAUGCUGUGUAAGGACACGAAGUGGACAUUCUUCUAGAGUGGAUACAGAUGGUACAUGAUUCUCUACAUUGCUUGUUUUGCCACUGAAACUGAAAUUAGGCAAACUAUUUGAAUCUUAGCAACUAGGAAAUGGAGAAGCAAUUUCUGCAUAUUACACCUUUAAGACAUUGUCAGCUAUAUUCUGGUCAUUAUUUGAACUGGCUAACCAGCUAGUAAGGAAUCAAAACAUUGUUUAUAAAAUUGCUUUUAGUUACCUUGCUUGCUAGCUUGACAUUUAGUGAAUUCCUUUUUAAACUGCUGGGUUUAUUGGUGAUAAAAUAGAGAAGGUAUGCUAUAUGGUGCACCGGGCUGCUGAUUUUCUUUUUUUGUAUAUACUUUUUCAUAACGACAAACAACAAGUUUGAUGUUGGACGACAAUAGAAUGCUCAUGCUGUCGCUAUGACAAUUUUCUACAGACAGUCAAUAGACUGACCGUAAACCACCUUUAGCCUACAUUUGAACAUUACAUCAUGGCAUUUUAAUUGAAGUAUACUAAAUUUUUGAAAUGUUGCAUUCUAUUAAACUUUCUUUUAUAGCGUAGUCAAAUGACCUACUAUUUAGGACAUAAGUAUCGGUAUUCUGACACAGCCACUGUGUAGAGACAACAAGGAGACGUUAAUUCUAGAGUAGAUACUGUGUAGAGACACCAAGGGGACGUUCUUCUAGAGUAGGUACUGUGUAGAGACACCAAGGGGACUUACUGGAUGUAAUGCAAAGACAGAUUUUAGUUUACCUGUACAGGGAACCACAGACAAACUUUUGAGUCUGUCCUUUGUUGAACAUUUUGUUCGAUUUGAUAAGAAAAAUGCUGAACUUUGGAAUUCUGUAAUAGAUGAACGUGCUCUGAUGUACACAUUGAGGGGCAGUGGAAGAGGAGGAAGGUGAUGCAAUCUGUCUGAGAAAAAGCAAACACCUUUACAGCUUGUUUAGCGAUUGGCACAAAACGGGGCCAUCAGUCAUGAGGACAUGUUGCUCAAAUGACAGUAUCACACUGCUCUUGUUGUUCCUCUGUAAGUGGCUCUGGUUAAGAGCGUCUGCUAAAUGACUAAAAUGUAAAUGUAGAAGGAAAGGAAGGUUACACUCUGUUGAUUCCAUUGGCUGGCUGGGUAACUGCUAUCCACAGCCAUUACCUGUAGCCUUGUGACUGGCCACUAUGAACUACAAGGACACAGUGUGGGGAGAGUGUGUCCAUGAUCACCUGGUACUGUCCACUGCAAUGAUACAAAGUGGGCAGGAGCAUGUGCAGUAGAAUGUGUUCCCAGAGUUCUCUGUGUUCUAGAACUUGUACUGUGUGAAGGCAGUUCGUCCAGCUGUCCGGCCUCUGUCAUAAACUCAUACACUACGGAGGAUGUCUUUUUAAAGGAACCAACCAGC